Messenger RNA from Clunio marinus, 1026 nucleotides. The record is from the annotation of a GenBank genome assembly. NCBI's taxonomy places the organism in Eukaryota, Metazoa, Arthropoda, Insecta, Diptera, Chironomidae.
AUGGAAUUAAAAGUUCAAAAAUAUGAGAAAAUCUCUUUCCUUGGUGAAGGACAGUUUGCUCUUGUCUACAAAGCAAGAAAUAUUGAAAACGAAGAAAUUGUUGCUGUAAAGAAAAUAAAAGUUGGAAGUAGAGAAGAAGCAAGAGAUGGAAUCAACAGAACAGCACUAAGAGAAAUCAAAUUGCUACAAGAAUUGAGUCACGAGAAUGUGCUGGGAUUGUUGGAUGUUUUCGGUCAUAAGUCAAAUGUGUCGUUAGUAUUUGAGUUUGUUGACACAGACUUAGAAGUCAUUAUCAAAGAUACAAAAAUUGUGCUUACACCAGCUAACAUAAAGUCAUACAUUCUGCAAACACUCAAAGGUUUAGAAUAUCUUCACAUCAACUGGAUCAUGCAUCGAGAUUUGAAGCCAAAUAAUCUUUUAGUCAACAGUGCUGGCAUCUUGAAAGUUGGCGAUUUCGGUCUUGCUAAAUUCUUUGGAUCUCCCACCCGAAUAAAUACUCAUCAAGUCGUGACACGUUGGUAUCGAGCGCCAGAACUUCUCUUUGGUGCAAGACAUUAUGCAACAGGUGUCGACAUUUGGGCGGUUGGUUGCAUAUUAGCAGAACUUCUUUUACGUGUUCCAUUCCUUCCUGGCGACAGUGACCUCAAUCAACUUGAUAAAAUCUUCGGCGUGUUCGGCACACCAAAUGAAGACAGCUGGCCUGGAGUUAAACUCCUUCCAGAUUACAUACAAUUUAAGCCAACAGUGCCAAUUCCACUGCAAGAAAUAUUCACAGCUGCUGGAGACGAUCUCAUUGAACUCGCUGAAAGUAUGCUUAGUCUUUAUCCUUUGAAACGUUGUACAACAACACAAGCACUGAAAAUGCCUUACUUUUCGAAUCGCCCACCACCAACGAUCGGAUCAAAACUUCCAUUACCAACAAACUUACAGAAAACAGACGAAGAACCAUCACGACCAUCACUGAAACGAAAAAUGCUGGAACUCGUUGAAAAUAAUAUCCCAGGAAAGAAACGUUUACAAUUUUAA